Ipomoea nil (Japanese morning glory) is the source of this 1170-nucleotide messenger RNA. RefSeq names its product F-box/kelch-repeat protein At3g23880-like. Gene Ontology annotation, molecular function: protein binding. The transcript has a single exon. Lineage: Eukaryota; Viridiplantae; Streptophyta; Magnoliopsida; Solanales; Convolvulaceae. The coding region runs from base 1 to 1170 and encodes 389 amino acids. The record is from RefSeq and is a predicted model, not a curated record.
AUGUCGAUGCUAUCCCUUGCCUCUAAUCGUCGGAAAGUAAGCAACCUUCCUCGGAGCCCACUUCCUCAUCUACCACAGGAUCUCAUAUUCUCCGACAUUCUGACAAGGUUGCCGGCGAAACCUCUGCUGCGUUUCCAAUGCGUUUCAAAGGCGUGGCUUGCUGUGAUCUCAUCGCCCGAAUUCGUCAAAUCCCACCUGGAUUUCCACAAGAAUGACGAGGAGGAUAAAGUAGCCACGUUUGCUGCCACCGAUGACGGGCUCCACUUGUCCCUCUUUUCCAUCCUGGCCGAGGAGGACCAAUGCCCUACAAACUGCUCAUCACUUAAGGUCCCCGAAGUGGCCAUCAGGUAUCUGGGAACCCACAACGGACUCCUGUGUUUCCGAGGAAUGGACCAGAAAGUCGUGGUGUGCAACCCUUGCACGAGGAAAAUUAAGAAAAUCGACGACGCGCCUGGCUGGCCGUCUGUCGGGAUGUAUGGGUUUGGAUACGACCAACAAAACUGUGACUAUAAGGUUGUGUACGCUUGUCGUACCCAGACCUUCAACGACUAUGAUGUUUUGGUGUACAGUUUCAGGUCGGGUUCCUGGGAAAACAUCCCAAAUGGACUUAGGGCCGGCAUUGUUUACCCCAACAUCGGCGUCCACAUCAAUGGGACGCUAAACUGGUCAAGCAGCACAAUGGUGGCUCGUGACAAUUGGGAAUCCAAAAUUGUCUCUUUCAAUCUGACAACAAAUUCCGCCGUCAUUCUGUCCGGGCCGAAGCCCGAAAGGAGCGGAAACAUUUCCCUAUGUGAAUCGAGGGGGUUUCUCCUGGCGUCUUGGUUUCAGAGAGACAAGGUGAGUGUUUGGAAGAUGAGAGAAUUUGGGGUGGAAAAUUCAUGGACAAAACUGGCUUGUAUCCAACAGUUAUUACCUAAGCCGCCGCGUAAGACGUCGACGCUUACUCCCAUUGUUGUGGUCAUAUAUAACCGCGUUUCUCUCAUGUAUGUAAUGAACAACACAAAUCUCGUCAUGAAAGUGGGGGAGCACUUGAGGGUUUACACGCCUGAAGACGGUAAAAGCAAAUGGAAAAUUGAAGAGUGCCGCCUAGGCAACAGGGGUUUUAAGGCGAUUCUCUUUCGGGAGACGCUGGCGCCGCCGCCGUGUCUUUCCGAUGAAGAACAACAGUAG